Molecule: messenger RNA, 2099 nt
Organism: Hemiscyllium ocellatum (epaulette shark)
Lineage: Eukaryota; Metazoa; Chordata; Chondrichthyes; Orectolobiformes; Hemiscylliidae
Product: nucleobindin-2-like
Exons: 13
Coding region: 109-1506 (465 amino acids)
Cellular component (GO): endoplasmic reticulum-Golgi intermediate compartment; extracellular exosome
Molecular function (GO): calcium ion binding
Source: RefSeq, a predicted model, not a curated record
GGUGGGUGCCGUGAUGACGUCAAUCCGCAUCGUGCGUGUGAGGUCACGGUGGAGGCGGGGCCAGGGCCUAGCGGAAAACCGAGAAGGUUUCUGAAACAAAUCUCCGAAAUGGAGCUGUGCUGGUGUCUUCUCUUCAGCCUCACCGUGUCAGCUGUGGCUGUGCCCAUCGACCGGACAAAGAAAAAAGAUGAAAAUCAAAUCAAACCGGACUCCACGGACACUGGUUUAUAUUAUGAUCGAUAUCUCCGUGAAGUGAUCGACGUGUUGGAGACGGAUACCCAUUUCCGUGAGAAACUGCAGACAGCGGAUGUAGAGGAUAUAAAGAGUGGCAAGCUGAGCACAGAGCUGGAUUUAGUCAGUCACCAUAUCCGCACAAGGCUGGAUGAGCUGAAACGACAAGAGGUGUCCAGGUUACGGAUGCUCAUCAGGGCCAAAAUGGACGCUGAGCAGGGAGAGAAUGUACAGAUCGACCACCUGAACCUGCUGAAGCAGAUCGAACAUCUGGACCCAAAGAACUCCCACACUUUCGAAGCUCGAGACCUGGAGCUACUGAUCCGAGCGGCCACGAAAGACCUGGAGAAUUAUGACCAGGCCCAUCACGAGGAGUUCAAACGUUACGAGAUGCUGAAGGAACACGAGAGGAGGGAGUACCUGAAGACACUGGAUGGGGAGAAGCGGCAGAUGGAGGAGGCUCGGUUCAAAGAAUUGAAACUGAAACAUAAGGAGCACCCGAAAGUGAAUGUUCCGGGAAGUCGGGAUCAGCUGAAGGAAGUUUGGGAAGAGACGGAUGGGCUGGAUCCAAAUGAGUUUGAUCCGAAAACCUUCUUCAAACUGCACGACACAAACAGCGAUGGUGUGUUGGAUGAGCAGGAGCUUGAAGCUUUAUUUACUAAAGAGCUGGAGAAAGUGUAUGACCCAAAAAACGAGGAGGAUGACAUGAUGGAGAUGGAGGAGGAACGACUUCGGAUGCGGGAGCACGUGAUGAACGAGGUCGAUACAAACAAGGAUCGGCUGGUCAGCCUCGAGGAGUUCCUCAGAUCCACAGAGAAGAAGGAAUUCCUGCAGCCAGAGGAAUGGGAGACGCUGGAUGAAACUCAGAUCUACACUGAGGAGGAGCUGCGGCAGUAUGAGAAGGAGCUGAGCCAACAGGAGACUGAACUCAAUCUGAAGGUGGAGCAGCUCAGAAAGGAGCAGGAGGAUUUACAGCGAAGACAAGAUGAACUGGACGCUCAGAAGAAGGAAUAUCAGCAGGCCUUGCUACAGAUGGAGCAGAAGAAAUCCCAGCAGAAAGCUGAAGCUCCCCCAGCCGGUCCUGAAGGUCAGCUCAAAUUCCAGCCGCCAGAGGCACGUGCAGAUAUCCAAGCUCCAGUGAAUGAGCCAGCUCAGGUCCAGCCCGAGGUGGAGACCGUGGACCGUGCGCCUGGUCACCGAGUGGACCAACCGGCUGCCCCAGGCCAUGAGACACAGCCCAGAGAGAACCGACCACAUGGAGCUGUCCCUCAAUAACCUUCAAACUACUCUGGGACAAUAGAGUUUGUUUAAUCAGGGUCUUCAUCCUUUCAAAGGGAGUUUAUUUCUGUUUGUGAGCCAAUUCUACAACUAUGUUGAGUUAGAGCCCCUUGCACUUCUGGCUAUCAUUUUAAAUAUUGUAACCUCACUCUCAAACAGCCCAGUGAGUGUGUCCAAAGGGGAAGGGACAGCAGUGUCUUCACUAUCAUUGGGGUCUAACCCUUGCUGCACAUGAUGAUUUGGGGAUGAAGGAGGGUAAUUUAGAAUUCACUCCAAAUUACCUGAGAGAUUUAUUGUCCUUAUAGGUUACUGGAGCACUCUCCAUGUAAUUACCUGUUUUUGCCAUUCUUCUUACAAUGACUGGAUUCCUGUCUGCUUUGCAGAAUGUUCUAGAACAUUGCUAUUUUACAAACAAAUUCUGUACACUGAAUGAUGGAAAUGCUGCUGAAGGUUAUCAAUGCUGUGUUUCUUCCGCACAGAUCCUGCAGAAGAGGUUUUUGUAAAAAUGCACCUUAUUUUAGCAUUUUAAUGCAAAGCUUGAAAUUGUGUUUUGAUUAGUGACUAUUUGUAAAAUAAAGGGUGUGACUUAA